GAGAGCGACUUCCACAUUAAAAACAACGGCAGCUCGACCACUUGUCAGGGAUGCGAUGCUGUAGACGGACACUGGUCGGGGGUCGCAGUCGAUAAUAUCCGGAGGAUGAUGGAGUGUCGGGGACUUCUGCCUCUUAUAGCCGCCGCUUGUUUCAUAGGACUGGUGGGAAGCCAAACCACACUUACCCCUGCUGUGGUCAGCACCACUCUCAUCGAGAAUGUGACCAGUCUGACUAUUACUCCCGUGAUUCUCAGCAGCACGACCCCAGGCUGCUCUGCGUUCAACACUUCAACCUGUGAGCCUUGUGCUCCGGGAUCACAAUACGACAAUAACACCCUGCUGUGUGCAUGCUGUUCUGACCCCGGGUUGUGUCUAUUUCCUGGAGCCUGCCUGGCAUGCGCCAGAGGUUUCUAUCAGUCCCUUGCAGGACAGCAGCAGUGUCUGCCCUGCAGCCAGGGCUCCUACACAAAUUUCACUGGAAGUCCAUUAUGUCACCCCUGCCCUGCUGGAUCCUUCAACAACAAUAGUGGUGCAGACAGCUGCACAAGUUGUUCACCAGGUUUCUUUUCAUCACAACUAAGUUCCACUAUGUGCGCACCAUGUUCAAGAGGAAGUUUUUGCAAUUCCUCUGGUUGCUCACAUUGCCAGAUGUGUCCUGUAGGAACAGAGGCUCUACAGAACGCUGCUAAAGACUGCACACAGUGUCGGCCAGGCAUGCACAAGGCUUCCCAUCAAACUAUGUGUCAGAUCUGCGGCAGUGGCUUCUAUCAGAUCCACUGGGGCCAGGAAAGCUGUGACGUCUGCCCAGAGAAUCACUACUGCCCUGUGAGUGCUGCAGCCUCGACAUUCUGCACUCUGCAGCCUCUACAAUGUGCACCCACCACAUACUGCAGUCUCCAAACUCUGCACCCUCCACCCUCUGAUCCAUCUACAUUUGUGUUUGAGAGAUGUCCUGCAUGUUUGUCCCUCAUAUCAUUUUUUCAGAGUCCAGAUGUGAACCCCAUUCUGUGUCCCAACGAUGCCUUUUGUCCAGCGGGCAGUUUGGCUCCAGGCUACUGCAUGGAGACCUUCUUCCGCAAAGCAGGGGAUGUUUGUGAGCUGGCUCCUGUCACUAUUGCUCUGUUAGUUAUUGGAGGUGGAGUGGCGCUGCUCUUCAUCAUUUUAAUGAUUCUGCGUCGACGGAGAGACACUGACGGAGAACUGACUGUUGCUCGAGCUCCACUGUUAUGCAAAGAGCGGCCUCAAGGUCGAUACUACGGCAUCCCCUGUGAUGCAGAACCUGUGUAUGCUGGCUGGUGACCCAAAGGACCUUAGUGUUUAUAUAGGAACGUGCUCUGAGGCACAACAAACUGAAGUCGGUUUUUCCAUGUUGGUCUCCACUAAAGACAAAGACCAGAUAGAGGAAGACUGACGGGGAAAUCCCUGGACGGUGCCUGAGUGCUUCGACAACCCACCAGCUUUUUGUAUGUUCUACAUUUUAAUAUAUUACUGAGAAACAGAAGUUUUGUGAAUUCUUGCAGUUUGACACUAUUGCAGUGGUUGUCUCUCAGAGAUGAACACUUUCCUUUUGUAAAGUAGGUUAUUGGAUUAUAAGAGGUAUGCUGGAACGGUGAAAAUGACAUGCGUGCCUCCACUUGGUGGGAAUGUCUCCCUCUUAGGAAAGCACUUUUUUCAUGAAGGUAAUUGAUUUAUUUUGCACUCGUGUUGGCGGACUUGCGGGUGCCUCCGUUACUUUGUGUAGUUCCUCAGUGACAACGAUAUGUAAAAGUGUGGUUGGGGCCUUGUGUGUUUUUUAAUGCGUUUGAUUUCAGUACGUCAUGUGUCUGUAUUUUCACUGAUAUCUUUGCUUAAAAUUUUCAUCUGCUUUUUUAAGAUUAUAUUUGUAUGUUUUAAAAGAAAAUA
Paralichthys olivaceus (Japanese flounder) is the source of this 1902-nucleotide messenger RNA. Its product is annotated as multiple epidermal growth factor-like domains protein 11. The record is from RefSeq and is a predicted model, not a curated record. Lineage: Eukaryota; Metazoa; Chordata; Actinopteri; Pleuronectiformes; Paralichthyidae.